UCUACCACAGACACACAACAGGGCUGAGCUGCCUCUGGAUCUGGAUGCAGGCAUCCUUGGAUUCUGCCUUUUAGCACGGGCCCACUGCACGAGAACUUAACGGGACAACAAUGGUGCAAGCCUCGGCGGCUGAAUCUGUGGCUGCUGGUCGUUUAGGGGGCCGGGGAUUGUGGUCAAUGUGACAUUCACUUGCACGCUUGGUGUUGAGUUUAUUGUUCUGGUCCUAGACGCAGAGCAGCGAUUCUCUGAGAAGAUGUUGAGCCGAUUCAUGAGUGGCAGCAUCAGGAAUCUUGAGCGGGAAUACAGCUGCACCGUCAGACUGCUGGAUGAUACGGAAUAUACGUGCACCAUUCAGCGGGAUGCAAAGGGACAGUAUCUGUUUGACCUCAUCUGCCACCACCUCAACUUGCUGGAGAAAGACUAUUUUGGCAUCAGAUAUGUGGAUCCAGACAAGCAGCGGCAUUGGCUGGAGUUCUCAAAAUCAAUUGCAAAGCAAAUGAAAUCUCAGCCUCCAUUCACCAUGUGUCUGAGAGUCAAGUUCUACCCUCCUGAACCUGCUUCUCUAAAGGAGGAAAUCACUCGGUAUCUUGUCUUCCUGCAAAUCAAGAGAGACCUCUACCACGGGCGGCUCCUGUGCAAAACCUCCGACGCGGCCAUGCUAGCUGCCCACAUCCUACAAGCUGAGAUUGGUAACUACGACCCCGGGAAGCAUCCUGAAGGUUACAGCUCCAAGUUCCAGUUCUUCCCGAAACAUUCGGAGAAGCUGGAGCGUCGGAUUGCAGACAUACACAAGACAGAGCUGAUUGGACAGACACCUGAAACAUCAGAGCGAAAUUUCCUGCAGAAAGCCCAGCUGCUGGAGACAUAUGGUGUUGAUCCGCAUCCAUGCAAGGAUGUGUCUGGGAACCCAGCUUUCCUCGCCUUCACGCCGUUUGGUUUCGUGGUGCUUCAGGGAAACAAGAGAGUUCAUUUUCUCAAAUGGAACGAGGUGACCAAACUGAAGUUUGAAGGCAAGACGUUCCACGUAUAUGCAAAUCAGAAGGAGGAUGAAAAGAUCAUCUUGACGUACUUUGCACCCACACCGGAGGCAUGCAAGCACCUUUGGAAGUGUGGAGUGGAGAACCAAGCUUUCUACAAGCUUGAGAAGUCAAGUCAGGUUCGCACGGUGUCCAGCAGCAACCUGUUCUUCAAGGGCAGCCGUUUCCGUUACAGUGGACGAGUGGCAAAAGAGGUGAUGGAGCAGAGUGCCAAAAUCAAACGCGAACCUCCAGAAAUUCACAGGGCUGGCCUUGUGCCCAGCAGAAGUUGUCCAUCCAUCACCCACGGGCCUCGCCUCAGCAGUGUGCCGCGCACGCGUCGGAGAGCUGUGCACAUAUCUAUCAUGGAGGGUCUGGAGUCGUUGCGUGACAGUGCCCACUCCACACCGGUGCGUUCAGUGUCCCACGGGGAAUCCUUCAUGCCACGCUCCCGGAGCCAGGCCACAGACGCCAGUGAGGGGACUGCGGUGAUCUCGGACGAGGCCUACAGCCCGUCCGACAGCGUCCUGCCCACCCCGGUGGCCGAGCACAGCAUGGAGCUGGCUGUCUCACGCCAGAUAAACGGAGCGCCCUGCAGCAUCGAGGAGGAGAAGGAGUCGGAGGCGGGCACCCCCCGCGGGGAAGGGGGUGAUUUUGGUGCAGACGGUAGAUCUGCACAGGAGGGUGCUGGGGGGGACUCGGCCCUCAGCGAGGUGGAACAGGUGAAUAAAUUUGUCUUAAGUGUCCUCCGUUUGCUCCUUGUGACCAUUGGACUCCUCUUUGUCUUGCUCCUCCUCCUCAUCAUCCUCACCGAGUCAGACCUUGACAUUGCAUUUUUACGUGAUAUCCGCCAGACCCCCGAAUUUGAGCAGUUCCAUUACGAAUACUUUUGUCCCCUCAGGCGGUGGUUUGCCUGCAAGCUCCGCUGGGUGGGCGGGUUGCUCAUUAACAAGUGAGAGUGAGGUCGUAGAGUUCGUAAGCCCGUUCGGGGGUCUGAGAUGACGGUUAGGACUCCGGAGUGAUGGAGGGCAGCCUCGUCCCAACCAUGAACCCUGCUUCUCUCAUCAUCCUCCUGCAGACAUACAGCUUGGACCACUCCUGGUAACACCGGGCCAGGAUCUCUCCUCUCCUCCUCCAUUUUGAGUUAACCCCCCCUACCCACCCAACCACCUCCUCGUUUCGCUUGAUUUCUUCUUCUAAUUUUUCUUUUUCUACAAAGCCAGAGGACUUUUUUUUUCUUUUUUUGCAUUUUUUUUAAUUUCACCUCAUUUCAGGUAUUUUAUUUUUUCAAAUAACACAAAGGAAAAAAAAUUAAAACUGAAAUCAAAGGACUGAAGAAGUUUAAACCGUUCCUUUUAGAGAAACGGAGAUUUUGUUGCAACAGAUGAACGUUGCCUUCAUUUAUUAUUUAUUGCUUUUAAACAUGUAUUUGCAUCAGAAAGGGAGACGGGUUGAGCAGCAAUCGAGGAAGUUGAUUUGUCAUGAAAAUGAAGAUGGAAGUGAGUUACGUUAGAGUCGAUAGGCCUACUGCUGUGAAGUAUACGUGAGGCAUAGUAGUAUCAAAUGUUUUGAUAUUGGUUCAUCCCAUCAGACGUCAGCAGUUUGACCUCAGCAGGAAAAAAACAGAACAAUCUGAGGGGAGCAACAGUGAAGGUUCAUGAAGCAGAGAGCAGACAGGGUGAUUACCAAAUGCCUUUUUGAGAAGACGUUGAUUUAGAAUUUUGUGGAUUGUUUUAAGACACAAUUACACUUUAGUAUACGACGGUGUACAAAGUAACCUGACAGAGAACAAAGUUGUUUUUCUAACAUUUUAUAGGGAUACAGUCAAAUAAACCAAUAGUGUUGUGUGACCUAGUGUCAGAUGCGGUUAGAGAAAUACUCUUGGAGAGCAAAGAUCUGCUGGCACCAAUAGAUAAUAGUCUAGAUAGAUGUGCAAUGCUCAUAUGGUUUUAAUAAUUAAGUACUUUUGAAUGUUCCCAUCUGUUCAGUUGUUCUGUUAUUUCUCCAAUUAAUUUGCAUUUUUUUCAUCAAGUUGAAAUUCGAUGAAUUUCAAUAAUUUCUUUGUAUGAAGAGUUUGAUUUUUUUUCUUGGUUUCAUAUCAACCUUGCUCAUAGGUUAAUGUAUCAUACUAUAUUAUUAUUAUUAUUAUUAGAAUAAGAAUAAUGAUGUACUUUUUGUACAAAUUAGUUUGUUUCCUAAUAUAUAUUGACAGGUUUUCCAUGUAUAUUUUAACAGAACUGAAAUGUUAUUUUGUUAUUGAAGAUUAAAUUAUACCUUUUUUAGCGCUGUGUUUCAAGUAAGGUCAGAAGCAUUUAUGGAAAUGUGGAAGUGGGGACUUAAAAAAAAACAGUGUUUUUAUCCAGAUCCACUCGACACUGAUCACACCUCUCAUCACUCCACCAGCAGUCAGUCAGCCUUCAGUGUGUGCACAAUUUUAAUGGUAAUUUAAAACAUGCGUUUGUACAGAAUGAAACCUGGAAAUGAUAUUACACCACCGCAAAUACCAAAUAAUCCAAAAAGCACAUUUUCACCUUUCAUAACUUUACCAUAUCUUCUUUUUUACUUGAAGAGUUUGGAGAGGUGACUGUGAGCCUGACCGAUACUCGACCCCAUUGCCUGUCCUCACACCGAAAUUCAUUUUUGACAAGGAUGAAGGAAACAAGAGCUGAAACGAUUAGUUAAUUGAUAGAUAGAAAAUUAAUUGGCAGCUAUUUUGAUAUUUCAAGCAAAAAUAUUUUCUGGUUUCAGCGUCGUCAAUGUGAAAAUUCUCUCUGUUUUGCAUUACUGUAAAUUGUAAAUAUAUCCUUGGGUUUGGGAUUCUUGUGUCACCUUUGCUUCUGAGAAAUUACAAUGGCAAUUUUUUUUUUUUUACCAUUUUCUGACACUGCAUUGAUCAAACAAUGAAUUUGUUAAUUUGGAAAAUAAUCAACAAUGAAAAUAAUUGUUAGAUGCAGCCCCAAACAAAAGAUUUUGUCACAGAUACAUUAAUAAUAGGACUGGAAACACGGCCUCUUUGGUGGAGGUAACAAUGGUGUCUGCUUGACAAACUUAAGUAUGUAAUGACGACAUCUUCUGAGGCACCUCAUGCACUUUUUCCUGAAUUAUGUACUUCAGUUAUAUCCCUCCCUUAAUUUUCACAUCAGCCAAAAUGAAACCAGACACCAAGAUAUCAGCUGAUAUUGGCGAAUACUAUCUGCCCUUAGAUUUGUCGGUCAGGCUCUAGACUCUUCUGCCUCACAGCUCCAGGAAGCAAUAACUGCCACGACUGCUGGAUUCUGGGUAAAAUCUGUUUUUUGUAAUGCGUGUCUACCUCCUGCACCAAGUGCAGGUGUAAGUGUUACUGUGUCUGUAUGUAGGAAUUGAAACAUGAUUUGAGGUGGUGGUGGUGGAGGUUUAGACAGAGAGAAGUCAAUUUUUCAUCUUUUGCAAAAGGCGAGAAGAACUUAGAGGAAGGAAAAGAGAAUGGAAAAAAGAGAGGAAGAGGUAGAGAAGACUGGGGGAUAUCAGAGGCCUUCGAGAGAGCUUCUUGGAAAGUGCGGUUUAAAGGAAUACUUCACCCCCAAAUGACCAUCUGUGUGUCAGUUACUGACCCUGUGUUAAGCUGAAUUUGCUGAACGAAGAAUCCAAAAACUGGGAAAAUUCUUGAUGAAUUAAAGAAAAAGGGGUCUGCGUUUAACAACAACUCUAUAUCAAAACAUCUGUUUACAAACUCUCGCACAACUCGUGCAGUAUAAUUCAAGUGUCAUUUAUCCAGUCAAAUGCUCAGUACUUCCCAAACAGACAGCUCUUUAUUCUUUUCACUUGAACUUCUAUUGAUUUUCUCAACAAGCAGAAAAACAAGAGCGUACUUAACUCACAUAUCUGCAAAGGUACUUAAACCGGGUAAGAAAAGAUGAAAAAACAAAAACAAAGGGGUGUUGAUAAUGGAGGGUUUAUGUGUGCCUUAGUGAGUUGUGGAUCUACAGGAUAAACUAAAAUACUGGACCAUUAAUGUUUCUUCUGGAGUCUGUCUCCAGACUCUUGGAAAAGUAGGUAUUUCACAAAUAGUAUCCAGUCUGACCUUCCACAGUUGUUGUUCCUCAUUAUAGACUUCAGAAAGGUUAGAUACUGCUCCCUCCAUGGAGAUCAUCUCCAGAAAUGAUGAGCUGCGUCCUUCCAAUUUGUUGCUAUCAGUCUUUUAGCUGUCAUGUUACAAUUUAUAUGUUGUGUUUCGACCAGUUUUCUUGAAGUGUCAUUCAAAAGACAAAAUGCUGGAUAAAAGUGAACAGUGUAGCCAAUAUUUUACCAGGGAUUGCGUAAACAUUUUCCCAGAAGGUUUUAAUCUUAGAACAAGUCCAUACCGUAUGAUAAAAAGUACCUUUAUCUUGUUUGCAGUGCCAACAAAGCCUUUUCUGUCAGGUAACUGAAUUGAUAGCGAAACUUAUCUAUGCUCUUCUCACAGCCAGACUCCAUUGACAAAGAGAGUAAUUUUACCUCACUGAACACAGGAGGUGCUGUUCUACUGCUGUUGAUAGGUAGUUUUUUGUGUUAUUGAAUCAUUCACACAAAAACAAACUAACUUGUAAAGGCAGCAAUACACUAGCGGCUUCGUGUUCAGCAAAGUAAAAUUCCUGUUUUUGUCAGUGGAGUCUGGCUUUGAAGAGAGCAUAGACUGAGUUUAAGUUUCCUGUCAGUAAGGGCUGUCUGUUUGGAAAGUGCUGAGCACAACACAGGAAAAAUGAGACUUCGAUUAUACUGGACACGUUUUGUAAGAGUUUGUAAAUGGAUGUUUUAAUAUUAUUAUUAUUAAUUUAGUAAGAAUUUUCUCCAUUUUUGGAUUCUUCGCUCACCGGAGGUGCAGUGACAAGCCCUAUACUUUAGCCACUACUGGUUGCUGAUUGGCUGAAUUAUUUGGAUGUGUUCUCAGAAAAUUACUUGUUGGCAUGAACUUAAACACCAUGGCCUGCCUCAGCCAGUGACAUAAGCCACCUUGUGGUGUGGCGGGAUAAUACAUUUAACACAAAUCAAACAUGGCUCCAACUGGAGCCAUGAGAGAAAAACAAAGUUUCCUUCACAACUUCAUCUUUACACUGGAUGAUAAAUUGAUAAACAGAUGGUCAUUUGUGGGGCUGAAGUAUUCCUCACCACUUUAAUUGCUGUACAGGGUUGCUAGUUUUUGGCCUGUUAUUUCAAACACCACACUCUCAUACCUGCAGCUGCUCCCACUGAGGGCCUGAUGGUGCUACCUUCUUUGUUUGCUCCUGUGUAUUUCGAGCGUGUCACUCCCUGGCUAACUUGUAGUCCUGACCACAGAGUAGCAUGCACUUUGGCGUUGUGGCUGGAUCCACUCCUGUAGCUCAUUAUCCUUCGCUAGUUAUCUGUGGUGGAAGGGGGCAGCGCUGACAUUUCCUUGCGCCAUGCUAGAGGGAAUAUCAAAUCAUUAGAGCUACGUUGGCGAGAAACCUGUCAUACUCACACACACACACACACACACACACACACACACACACAGUGUAGGAGCUUAUUCAUGUCAAGUUAAUAAUCUGUAACUCGGAUACAUCCAGUAAAUAGUAAUGCAAAGACGAAGCACAUUUUUCCUAGCAGGGGGUGGAGCAGGGUGGGCGGGUUGACUUUUUUUGUGUACAUUCAUACUUCAUAUUUAUUACUUCUUUACUGACAUAAAGGUCGACAUGACCGAGCAGCCCAGCCAGGCUGAGUUGUUAGCAGGACAUCUUUUAAAGGUUGAAGGUGUUUCUCAUACAUGUAUCAGCAUUAUGUAGCGUCAGUGGUCUCUCUGAACAUGCAACAAUUAAAACACAAAAAUAAGGCAGCAUUAUUCAAGGAGCAAUAAUCAGCUGUAAGAGCAAAAAGAUUAACAAACUUAUGUAUGAGAAUCCAACGAUGAGUAAUGUCCUUUGUGUUUCUAAGAAAACCACUUACCAAAUUGCUGUUGUGCUGAUUCUAACGAUGACCACUGAGACACCUAGUUACUGUCGCAUUCAUUGAUAACAUUUUAUAAAAAUCAAUUUCUCCUUA
This is a messenger RNA of Epinephelus moara (kelp grouper), 7031 nucleotides long. Its product is annotated as FERM domain-containing protein 5. The coding region runs from base 254 to 1972 and encodes 572 amino acids. Gene Ontology annotation, cellular component: cytoskeleton. NCBI's taxonomy places the organism in Eukaryota, Metazoa, Chordata, Actinopteri, Perciformes, Serranidae. The record is from RefSeq and is a predicted model, not a curated record. The transcript is spliced from 14 exons.